Acanthosepion pharaonis is the source of this 663-nucleotide messenger RNA. Lineage: Eukaryota; Metazoa; Mollusca; Cephalopoda; Sepiida; Sepiidae. The record is from the annotation of a GenBank genome assembly.
AUGCAACAUAUAGGAAACUCCGUUUUGUUUUUCAUCUAUCUAUCUAUCUAUCUAUCUAUCUAUCUAUCUAUCUAUCUAUCUAUCUAUCUAUCUAUCUAUCUCAUUUCUGUUCAUUAUCUAUCUAUCUAUCUAUCUAUCUAUCUAUUUCACACACACUCACAUAUAUCUAUUUUAGAUGUAAAACUUCUGGGAGUUUUCUAUCUAUCUAUCUAUCUAUCUAUCUAUCUAUCUAUCUAUCUAUCUAUCUAUCUAUCUGAUCUCUUUCUCUAUCACUUCCCGCCCCUGGCGCACGUUGAAUGGCAGGCGUGCUAUCAGUCUCGAUUACGUGACACGCCGACACAACGUGGACGUCGUCAGAAGAGGAGGAAGUGGAAAUGGGAAAGACAAAGUCUAAGAGGAAAAGAUCCGUUCACCACCCGUGCCUGUUGUUAUAGUUUAAGCACCAGACGAGGGGAAAGCAAAAACAUAUUCCUGUUCGUGUUUGUCCGCGCACCUCUAUGUCUAACAGCACCGGACUCUUCCCAACUAAUAUACGCGCCAAGAUCUUACAUCUAUAUGGGUACACGGCCAAAUGAUCUAUCUAUCUAUCUAUCUAUCUAUCUAUCUAUCUAUCUAUUGCUAACUAGCUAUUCAUAUUUAUCUAGCAGUCUAUCUAUCAGCUAG